Messenger RNA from Nezara viridula (southern green stink bug), 3229 nucleotides. The record is from the annotation of a GenBank genome assembly. NCBI's taxonomy places the organism in Eukaryota, Metazoa, Arthropoda, Insecta, Hemiptera, Pentatomidae.
GUAGUGUUUCCAUCUUCUUUCAAAUACUACAAACCUUGAAGUUACCUACGUAUAUUGCUAUAUUUAUUUACGGUUAGGUUAAGUUGUCAAACUAGGAAUUCCAAAUUUGUUAGGCUGUUUAUUGUUAUUUAUAUUAUGAUUGUUAUUUGAAAUGGAGGAUAUAAAAUCUAAAUUUUUUGAUUUUAUAAAUAUACAGGCACAACCAAGAAUACCAGUUGUUGGAUCCUCUGACAUUGAUGAUCUAUUGGAAGAAGAUUUCAAUGAUGAAAACAUUAAGAAACAACCUGAAGUGGAGAGACCAUCAGACCAAGAAAUACUUGAAACAAUUGACAAACAAUUUUUUAGUACCGAUGACUAUUUUGAUGCCAAGCGUUAUGAACUUGAAAAACUGGAUAAUUUGACUGAUGUUCCCAAAGUACAGUCAGAAUUAGAACAAAUAAAAAGGCAGCAUAAAGUUGUCUCUAAUCAUGUGCUUCAGAUGAUUUUAGAAAAACAAUCUUCCUGCCAAGAGGAGUUCAAUAGGAUAGUAGAGGUGCAGGAAGAAGUUAACAAUCUUUUAAAAGGAGUUAUGAAUGGAAGGAGAAAUCUUUCUAUUGCUUCCCAGCAUUUUACAAGUGCUAGCCUUGGUAUAUUGGCGAAUUAUAGAAAAAGAACAUUGAUUAAACAGCUUUUGAAAUCUUUAAAUACAAUAAAAACUUUACAUAAAACUGAAUCAAGGAUGCCACAGUUGCUUAAUAUAGGGAACUUUCCUGAAGCUAUUUCAUUGCUUCUGGAUUGCCAUGGCAUUGCAGCAAUGCACAAACAGUUUUCUUGUGUUGCUGGCUUGUGUGGCAAAUUACAGGACACCUUAGUUAUGACCGAAGAGCACCUCGACGUGGCACUAGCCAAGAUAUGUUAUGGGUUCGAUGAAGCAAUUUAUAAAAAACUGCAAUCUGCUUACGCUCUUUUGGAAAAAACCCAAAUAGCAAUGGAUCAACUUCAUAUGCAUUUCACUUCAGCCGUGCAUAGCACCGCUUCUAAUGUUGUUAAUUUUUUUAUCAAAGAAAAGAAUACUACUAAUGUAGAUUUCUCACAGUUUUACCAAAUUAAUGUCAAUAGUGAUAGUUAUAUUAACAAGACUGAAUUUCCUGAGCUAUGCAAGGAUAUAUCUGAAGAAAGUUUUAUUCCAUGCCUCCUGCUACUUUGUAAAUCCUUAUGGUGUAUUAUUCUCAGUUAUAAUCAGGUAGUUCUCUGGCACCAAAAUAAUCCUUUCACUAAUGAAGGUACAUAUUUAGAAGGCUGUAACAAUGAACAAACAAUAAAACAGAAGCUUAGCCAAGGCCUCGCAAGGUUAUGGCACGAUGUACAGAUGAGAGUAUCUGCUUUGGUUUUAGCAGGAAAUCUAUCGAAUUAUAAAUUUGAUGAUUUCUUACAGAUCCUUGCUAUUCUGCAUAGGCUUUCCUUGAUCGGAGAAGAAUUGUGUGGUAGUGGCUCUGAAGAAGUUGCUAAUUCUAUCAGAAAGCAAAGUAGUAUAUACUUUAAGACAUACCACGCUGCUAAACUGGAUGAUUUAAAAGUUUUUCUGGAAAAUGAAGCUUGGACGCCUUGCCCGGUCAGAACUGACUUUUCUAUAUUGCAUCUCCAGGAGUUUAGGGGACUUCGUUGUAGCCUGGAACAGUGUGCAGGAGCAGAUUCUAAACAGAACGUUUCUUCUGAUAAUGGUUCAGUUGAUGCCAACUUUUUCACUCGCUACCCGAAUCCAUCAAAAGCCACACCCUUUGAUAUCAACUUCCAGAUGGACUCAAACCAAGAAGAAAUUUUAGCAAGCAUAGGAGAUGAUCCUUCUGGUUAUUUCAGCGAAGAGAGUGAAGAAGAGAUGGAAUUUUUGACUAAUUCUGCAAAUAAUGGAAGGGACUCAGUUGGCCGAAGAGACUUAGCAAGUGGUUCACCAUUGCUAACGAAUACAACAGUCAGUGUUUUACGUUUAUGUGGAAAAUAUCUGCAGAUGUCAAAAUAUCUAAAACCUAUUGCAUCUCAAGUUGUUUCUGCUCUUACACAGUUAUUUGAUUUCUAUCUUUAUACUGUCCAUUCGUUCUUUACCACAAAUAUGCCUAGCAUCCUUUCGUUGAAUGUUUCAUCGCUUAAAUUGCAAUCCGUUCUAAAGAGGAUAAAGGAUACUCUAAUCAUACAGAAUGAUGACGAAGAAGAACACGAAUUUAAGGUUUACGAAGCUCAAGUAUCUCCGUUGGUAGAUCUUACUUCUCCUAACACUUUAUUUGGGUUAGUCGAAAGAGUCGUUGGAGUUGAAUCACUUCUUUUUCUGUCGAGAGAAUUCAUUUAUUUAAAACCCUAUUUAGAACAACUUCUUCAAUCGCAGGGUAGUACUUUACAUAACUUACAGCAGUUUUAUAGUCACACUAUUGCUGUUAGUUUUGAAGUAAGAAAACCGGUUUACGCUAAUGUAGCCUGGAGGGCUAUUAAUGAUAAAGCAGUAUUAGACUUAAUGUCAAGAGUGGAUUGGGAAGUUAAAGAUGUCGUGUGUGAACAUAGUAGUUAUGUUAAUUAUUUGAUUGGGGAAUUGCAACAGUUUGUUAAACGCUUGGACAACUUGCGAAAUAUCAUACACAUUCCAGAAGAAGCAUAUGAAUCACUUUGGGAUAAUUUGAUUUACUUGUUAUCCAAUUUAUUAGUGGAAGGCUUUUCAUCAGCAAAAAAGUGUUCAACUGGAGGACGAGCACUUAUGCAGCUUGAUUUUAUUCAACUUAUUUCUAAGCUUGAAGCAAUAACUACCAUACGACCCAUUCCAUAUCGUGAUCUUGUAGAAGCUUAUAUCAAGGCCUAUUAUCAACCGGAAGAAGACUUAGAAUCCUGGAUUAAGGAGCAUAAGGAAUAUUCUGUAAAACAGUUAAUGGCAUUGGUAUCAUGUGUUUGUCAAAAUAACAAGAAGUCAAGACAAAGACUGACAGCAUUGAUUGAUGAGCUGGAGAAAUCUGGAAUCAGAUGACCUUCGCUGAAGAAUGAUAACGACUCUUCCUUUAUUUAAAAAUAUAUAUGUAUAUUUUAGUUCAUACGAAAUACUCUAUGUAUAUUAAAUAUAAACUGUAAAUGUAAGGUUUUUAUUGUGAUAAUAGUUUAUUUUUUAGAAAUAUCAUAUGAAAUACUAAAAUUCCUUGGUCUGUGAUUUUUUUAAUGUAUGUAUAAAAUCAUUUAUGUAAAGAGAGAUACAAUUAUAGAUCUAAUAUAUGUCUAA